AUGUGGUCCUUCAUGCAGACCGCCAACCAAAAGCACAACCUCAACAUGCAAACCUACCGCGACCUCUACAACUGGAGCGUCGGUCCCAACCGCACAGACUUCUGGAAACACAUGUGGGACGCCGCAGGCUUGAUCUAUUCCGGUGACUACACCGAGAUAGUCGACAUAACGAAGCCCAUGGACAGCAUACCGCACUGGUUCCGCGGCACGUAUCUCAAUUUUGCGGAGAACAUUUUGUACUCCGCUGAUCCAAGUGAUCCGUCUAAAACCACGACAAAAAAUAAAGAGGAUGACAGAAUUGCUGCGACGGAGGUGAGGGAGGGGAAUACGGAGGUGCGGGAUAUGAGUUUUGGGGAGGUACGGAGGAGAGUCGGGCUUCUGAGCAAUGCGAUGAGGGCGAAAGGUGUGAAGAAAGGGGAUAGGGUUGCGGUGGUGGCGAGCAACAGCUUUGACACUUUUAUCUGCUUUAUGGCGGUCGUCAGUUUGGGUGGUCUCUUUUCGAGCAGUAGUACGGAUAUGGGGAGUAAGGGAAUUUUGGAGAGGCUGUUGCAAAUCAAGCCGAAGUAUCUGUUCGCUGACGAUUGGGCGGUGUAUAAUGGGAAGACGACUGAUUUGAGGCCGAAGAUCAAGGAGAUUGUUGAGGGCAUGAGAGGCGUCAAGGAGUUUGAGGGUGUGGUGCUGCAGCCGAGAUUCUUGGGGAGACCUGCGGAUGUGGGCGGAGUGCCGAGAGCGGUCAUGUUAGAAAACUUUGUUCAAGCUGCAGGCGGAAAGGAUGAGUUGGUGUUCGAGAGGGUGGCUUUCCGGGAUCCUUUCCUGGUGGUGUACUCUAGCGGGACCACGGGGAUGCCCAAGUGCAUCGUUCACAGUGUGGGAGGGGUUCUGAUCAGUAUGCUAAAGGAAGAGAAGCUACACAAAGAAAUGAAUCCAGACAGCGUAACGGGCUGGAUCAUGUACCUCGUGAGCAUACAAUCCCUCGUCUCCGGCAGUCGCUCGGUAUUUUACGACGGUUCCCCCUUCAUCCCCGAUGCGCAAGCCUUCCUCUCCAUCCUCGAAACUCAGCGUGUCACCGACUUCGGCACCUCACCUCGCUUCCUCCAUGAGUUACAAAAGAGCAACAUCGUUCCUCGCAAGCAGUUCGACCUCUCCCGUCUCCGCUCAGUCUGCACAACCGGCAUGGUCCUCUCCGAUGCCCUCUUCGAAUGGUUCUACGACACGGCCUUUCCUCCCAACGUCCACCUCCGCAACAUCUCCGGUGGAACUGACCUCGCAGGCUGCUUCGGCAUCAUGAACCCCCUUGAGCCUGUUUACGUUGGAGGUUGUCAGGGUCCCACGCUCGGCACUAAGAUGGAAGUCUACGACUCGCUCAUCGAGUCCGGGCCCGGGCAAGCCGUCCCGCACGGCGAACCCGGUGAGCUUGUUGCCACGGCUUCGUUCCCCAAUCAGCCUGUGUUCUUCUGGGGCGAUGACUCCGGCGAGCGGUACCAUAACGCGUAUUACGCACGGUUUCCGCAUGUCUGGACACAUGGCGAUUUCAUCCAGUAUCAUCCUGUUACGGGGCAGGUAAUGUUCCUUGGGAGGGCAGACGGCGUGCUGAAUCCGAGUGGAGUGCGCUUUGGUAGCAGUGAUAUAUAUUCAGUGAUCGAGACGCAUUUCUUGGAGGUGGCGGAUAGCAUUUGUGUCGGGCAGAGGAGACCGCAGGAUAAUGAUGAGAGUGUUAUGCUAUUCUUGAAGAUGAAGGAUGGUAAGCGGUUUACGGAGUCGCUGGUGGAGAGAGUCAAGCGGAAGAUUGGCGAAGAGAAGAGCAAGAGACACAUACCGCGGUAUGUGUUUCAGACGUGGGAUAUACCGGCUACUGUGAACGGCAAGAAGGUCGAACUGCCAGUCAAGCAGAUCGUCAGUGGAAAGACUGUGAAGCCGAGUGGAACAUUGGCGAAUCCGCAGAGCUUGCAGUUUUACUACCAGUUUGCUAGGGUAGAGGACGUGCUGGAAAGCAUGAAGCAAGAGAAGGAUGGAAAGACGAGGAGCAAAUUAUAG
Messenger RNA from Didymosphaeria variabile, 2034 nucleotides. RefSeq lists its product as uncharacterized. The record is from RefSeq and is a predicted model, not a curated record. Gene Ontology annotation, molecular function: acetoacetate-CoA ligase activity. Gene Ontology annotation, cellular component: cytosol. Bases 1 to 2034 code for a protein of 677 amino acids. Gene Ontology annotation, biological process: lipid metabolic process. The transcript is spliced from 3 exons. Lineage: Eukaryota; Fungi; Ascomycota; Dothideomycetes; Pleosporales; Didymosphaeriaceae.